AUGGCCAAUUCUAAUCGUUCGAUUGAUGUGCGCCACAUGCCUAGCGGGGGUGAGGUUUCCUUUGCUAUCCCGGAGGAGGUAUCGCAUUCCUCCACCCCUCAUUAUGAAGACGACAAUACAUAUCGUCAUUCCGACAUUGAUGCCAGGGAUCCAUCCCUUCCAUUGCACCAUUUCUCGGCACGGACCCACGUAGCGGUGCUAGAAGAAACGGACGGCACCGUUGAGCGGCCUUCCUUGGACUCAAUUAAUGGAAUGAGUCAACCUCAAACUCCACUAUCGGGACCUGUGCCGGUGGAUUCUUCUUCCAGGACUAUUGGCUCGAAUGUCAGAAUAGGAGGAAUAGUCCAAGUUAGAGAGCCUGAUGGAAGAAGCAGUGGUCAUAGUGAGCUAUAUCAUGCUGCUGAUUUUCAUUUGGAAGUGAAAAGCGGAUCAGCGCUGCCGGAGGAUGAUGGAAUGAGGACGCUGAGGGAAAAGAUUCACAAUAUUCGGGAUGCAAAAAUUUCUAAUGCGGAAAAGGCCAGGUUGAUACAUGCCCUUAUGACAGAGAAUUACAAUUCAUCUCUACACAAGAAGUAUAGCAAGUCACGUUCACCUACUAGCUGUCAUGAUCAAGAGCGGCCGUGCACACCGGUGUCACAUAGUAAACGAUCUUCGGGUCCUUUUUCCAUGUCCCCUACUUCGCCCACGUCUGCUUCUUCACUCGGGUUUUCCUAUCAUCUCACUGAUGAUGAUCUACGACCAAGUUACGCGCCUCGACAUGACUCAUCAUCAGAUCUAUCUGGCGAGAGCAUCAUCUCGUUCCCAAAAGAAUCCGCAAAUGAUGACGCGGUGGAAGAGGAGAAUCUCCAAUUAGGAUGUCAACAUUAUAAGAGGAAAGUGAAACUUCAAUGUUAUACAUGCAAGGCCUGGUACCCUUGCAGAUUUUGUCACGACCAAGAAGAAGAUCACGUUUUAAUUCGAAGAGCGACCCAAAACAUGCUCUGCAUGGUUUGUCGCACUCCGCAAGCGGCCGGGCAAUGGUGCAAAUCGUGCGGCAUCCAAGCCGCCUGCUACUACUGCUCGGUGUGCAAACUCUGGGAUAACGACAGCCAGAAAAGCAUUUACCACUGUAACGAUUGCGGGAUUUGUCGUAUCGGUCAAGGGAUCGGUAAGGAUUAUUAUCACUGCAAGACCUGCUCUGUCUGUAUACCAAUCUCUAUCCAGCAGACCCACAGAUGUAUCGAACGUUCAACCCAAUGUGACUGUCCAAUCUGUGGUGACUAUAUGUUCACCUCUCCCGAGACGGUCAUAUUCAUGAAGUGCGGCCAUAGUAUCCACCAGAAGUGCUUUUCCCAAUAUUCAACAACAUCAUAUCGAUGUCCCAUUUGCAGCAAAACCAUUGCAAAUAUGGAAGCCCACUUUAGAAGCCUAGAUCGUACAAUCAAUGACCAGCCAAUGCCUCCAGAUUUUAUGGAUACAAGAGCACUAAUAUCAUGCAACGACUGUUCUGCGAAGUCCGCCGUCCAGUACCACUGGCUGGGGUUGAAAUGCGAAAUAUGUUACUCUUACAACACAACGCAAAUACAACUCCUCACUGCCAAUGGUAACAAUGAUGAGAAUACCCACCAUCGUGAAGCUAAUGAAAUCCGCAACAUAUCCCGUAACAUAACCGUACCAACUCGGAUGACCAGAUUGCCACCAAACUCCGACGAGAACCACACACCAACUGAAACUACAUUUCUUUCAACUAUGUCAAGGUCAGUCCCAGCACAUGAUUCCAAUAUCAUCCUUGGAACCCUUCAGUCUACGGACCAAACAACAAGUUAUCGUCGAUCCUUCUCCACCAUACCUCUACGAACUGUCCCUGCAGUGAUAGGAAAUUAUUUUGGCCUUCGUCGACAGAGUGAUUCGUUUUGGUCUUCCUCGGCCCCCGCCAGUGAUGAGGAUAAGAACAGAUCAAACAAUAAUGAUAACGAAGACAUCGACUUUUGGGGUAGCAAAGCUUCCAGGCCUACAUUUGGGAUAUUUGGCGAUGGAAAGGAUGAUGAUGAAACAGUAUUGUUCGAAGACGAAAGCGAGAACACUGAUGGCUCUGAUUAUUCUAGCAAUGAUGAACACCAGGAAGAUACAGAAGAGGAGGAUGAAGACGAUAUUGAUGAAAUUGACAUAUUCGGGCAUCGGUGAACCAAUGCGAGCCGGGAAAUCGCCAAAAAUGGCAUUAAAUAAUUAAACCGAAGAAAAUCAAAGCAAACCGAAUUCCGCAGUUGGACUGGAAAGUUCUCCUAUCCGGAACUAACGUUUACGACGAUGAAAAAGAAUGAUAGGGCAUUUGCAUGCAAAAGAGUUGGAGAGCGUUCGACAAAUCUGGCUCUGGUGACAUAUGCGGCACUCUACUUCCUCGGGAUACCAAAACGCUUUCUCGGACCCUGGCACAUAACUGCGUCGAUCGGCCAUAGUCGCAUCGGGAUUGGCUAACUGAUAUAUAUAACUCCAGUUCAUGAGCUGGUGUUUUCCCUCUCGAGCCAACGAAAAUCCAAAUACGUCAUUAGCCACAUGUAUAUAUGCAAUAUCCGCACAAACAUACGUACAUUUGCCAUAUUUCUAGCGUUGGAUAUAUACAGCAACGGGCCUGCAUUUCUCACGACCAUUAUUGUCGAAUCAUUAUCAUCACGAUUACUAUUACUACAGUAUUAUCACUAUCAUCCCUUACGAAUCACGUAAAGGAGUCCUCCCUCCCUCCAGCCACUGAAAACGAGACGCACGCUCGUCUUUCUACGUCGAAGAGUUCUCGAUGGCCUACCCAUCGUUCCAAAAGGCCUCUAUAAGAUCAAAUCAUAUGCUGGAGAAACAGAUAUCCAAUACACACACACCUAUAUAUACCUAGACGCUGCUUUUGUCUCCUUGUAUACACCGUCCUCCCCUAUUAUCUCGAGGCCUGAGCUGAUUUUUUUUCGAAAACUAUCUUAUCUGGAAAGGAACGAGUGGGGCGGAUCGGGUGCGAUCCCCUGGUGGGAACACCCCGUCGUGGGCUUUCAAAAUGUAUUUACAUCCAUAUGUUUCACUUCUUGAUAUCAUCCUCUAAUUGGCUAUAUUAGUUUACAUC
Molecule: messenger RNA, 3082 nt
Organism: Histoplasma capsulatum G186AR
Lineage: Eukaryota; Fungi; Ascomycota; Eurotiomycetes; Onygenales; Ajellomycetaceae
Product: CHY zinc finger domain-containing protein
Exons: 3
Coding region: 1-2163 (720 amino acids)
Biological process (GO): ubiquitin-dependent protein catabolic process; protein ubiquitination
Cellular component (GO): nucleus
Molecular function (GO): ubiquitin protein ligase activity; zinc ion binding
Source: RefSeq, a predicted model, not a curated record